Astyanax mexicanus (Mexican tetra) is the source of this 1708-nucleotide messenger RNA. It is a transcript of the gene tspan3a, whose product is annotated as tetraspanin 3a. The coding region runs from base 111 to 875 and encodes 254 amino acids. The record is from RefSeq and is a predicted model, not a curated record. Gene Ontology annotation, biological process: protein maturation; regulation of vascular endothelial growth factor signaling pathway; protein localization to plasma membrane. NCBI's taxonomy places the organism in Eukaryota, Metazoa, Chordata, Actinopteri, Characiformes, Acestrorhamphidae. Gene Ontology annotation, cellular component: membrane. The transcript has 7 exons.
GUGAGCGAGCAAGAGAGACAGAAAGAGAGAGAGAGACCGCGGUAUGGACUCCGCCGGACUGCCAGUCUACAUAUAGUCAGUGGUGUUUGUUGUUGCUGUAGAUUAAUCUGAUGAUGGGUCAGUGUGGAAUCACCUCCUCGAAGACUGUGCUGGUCUUCCUCAACCUGAUCUUCUGGGCUGCAGCUGGCAUCCUGUGUUAUGUUGGUGCGUACGUGUUCAUCACAUAUGAUGACUAUGACCACUUUUUCGAGGAUGUGUACACCUUGAUCCCUGCUGUUGUCAUCAUUGCUGUCGGCGGAUUGCUGUUCAUCAUUGGCCUGAUUGGAUGCUGUGCAACAAUUCGUGAGAGUCGUUGUGGACUGGCCACGUUUGUCAUCAUCCUCAUUCUGGUCUUUGUGACGGAGGUGGUUGUGGUUGUGCUUGGCUACAUUUACAGAGCAAAGGUGGAAGAAGAGGUUAAUCAUUCAAUUCAGAAGGUGUACAAUGAAUAUAACGGCACCAACUCAGAUGCACCCAGCCGCGCUAUUGACUACGUGCAAAGACAGCUUCAUUGCUGUGGAAUUACCAACUACUUGGACUGGAGAAACACGAGCUGGUUUAACGAGUCGCGGAACAACAGUGUACCCCUGAGCUGCUGCAAACCCAACGUGAGCAACUGUACCGGCUCCCUCUCGCGCCCUGGAGACCUGUAUCCUGAGGGAUGUGAAGCUCUAGUUGUGAAGAAACUGAAGGAAAUCAUGAUGUAUGUCAUCUGGGCUGCGCUGACAUUUGCCGCAAUUCAGAUGCUCGGGAUGCUCUGUGCCUGUGUGGUGCUGUGUCGCAGAGGCCGGGACCCCGCCUACGAGCUUCUGAUAUCCGGAGGGACGUACGCGUGAAAAACACACACACACAAACACACACACACACGGCUCGGGGUUCUGUCAGUGUGUGAUGGUACUCUGCUGAUGCCCUUAUCUUUCUGCUAUAUGAUUUAGACAGGGUCUCUCACACUGUGCGCUGGUGAUGGGUGAAGCAGCGUAGUACAUUUAUAUUUAUUUACAUGUCUCAAUUUUAAACGGUAAAACGGUCAUUUUAAAUGUUUUGUUUUUUUCUUUCUCAAAAUGCUAAAAGCCAAAUUUAGAAACCUUGUUUCUAAAUGAGAAAACUGCUUGUUUUUUGUGAGACUGAGCAUUUUUGCUCACGUGAACGAUGGCAUUACUGUAUUAACAGAAAAUGUGGGAUUUCUGCUUUCCUCAUGUUUGUUUGCACUAUGUGUACAGUUACUGAUUAUUUUAACGUCAGUGGUCAUUGAGAUCAUGCUCGUGAAUGUUGUUUAGGACUGGUAUGUGUAAAAGGUUUUUCCCUGCACUGUAUCUGUCUCUGCUGUGCCACCCAUCACCAGAUCACAAACAUCAGCCUCCCCAGGAUCGCUCAGCAACACGACGCCCAUCUUUAAACAGAGUGUGAACUGGCAGGAAAAUCACCUUGAGAUAAUGAUCCCUCAUUAUACAUACGCUGUUUUGUGGAUUAUGCUUUACUCACUACCUUCAAUGUAUUUUAGCACUGUUUUAAUUUUCCUCCUUCCUGUGUUUGUGUGGAGUUUAGUAUUUGGGAAGUAGAUUUUAAAGUUGGUUUGGAAACCAUAUAGCGAUGUCGAACAACGUAAACAUUUGAAAUGAAUGUAAAUAGAGUAAGGGAAAACGAAUUAAACGUAAUUUUGACAUUGCAA